AUGGUGUGGCACCAUCCCAAACCCGCUGGACUGGCAAUCCUCUCCGCCCACCAGCACAUCCAGUUACACAUACAUCCCUUCCACUUUAUACCUCCUCAUCAUGACAAAGAAUCAAAAGACCAAGAAACAAGCACCACAACCAGCUUUGACCAAAGGAAAGGCUUCAACUGA
Molecule: messenger RNA, 171 nt
Organism: Puccinia triticina
Lineage: Eukaryota; Fungi; Basidiomycota; Pucciniomycetes; Pucciniales; Pucciniaceae
Exons: 2
Coding region: 1-171 (56 amino acids)
Source: RefSeq, a predicted model, not a curated record